CGACUGAUUCAAACGGAGAUAAAGGUGGCAAGUUCGUAGUUUAUCCCCAUUUGUCACGAUCGAGCUUUUGACUUGCAGGGACGAAAAACUAGGAAUAUCCGCGGGCACCAAUGAAAGCCGGCCUCCACCAGGUUGCCCGCGUGUCCAACAGUUCUUCCUCGUCUCGCCCGACCACCACAUUCGGACGUCUCUUGGACGCCCAAGACUUCGUUCGGAGCUUUUAAGUUGUGAGUGGGCUCUACAAAGGAAGAGGAGGAGACCUGCGUUCUUGGCUUAGAAGCUGUAGCCCAGCGAUGAGGAGCAUCGUUGUGCUGGUAGCAGGAUUGGUUCUGGGUUGGAUCGACAGAGCUUUGGAUUUGAGCAGGACUUUCUUGGUGAGAUGGAUAGGGGUGAAGAGGCUGCACUGGAUCUCCAAGCAUCUGGUGCCGUGGAGCUUGCUAUAUUGGAUUGGUGGGACUCUCCGGCGGAACUUUGUGAUGUGGAGGAACUGUGGUGUCAUUUUGGGGGUCGUGCUACUGACCUGGAAGACGCAGUCGCGGCUGCUGGGCAGCUCGGGUAAUGGCAAGAUGCAAACGAAGUGGAACGUGACAGCCGCUGUGCCGCUGCCAAGACGUCUGGUCUACGACAACGGGUUGGGAAAAACUCCGAUAAUGGGGUGGAGCGGCUGGAACAAAUACGAGUGCAAGAUCAAUGAGAAGAUCGUUUUCGGAAACACUGAUGCGCUGGUCAGGCAUGGGCUCGAUCAGCUCGGAUACAAUUACGUCAUUGUUGGUAAUAUAUCUCAAUCACAUGGUUUUUUCGGGUACUAUUUCUUGUGUUUAGAUGAUUGCUGGGCUGCUUAUAAGCGCGAUAAGCAGGGGAAUUUGAAGUCGCAUCCGACGACUUUUCCUUCGGGAAUGAAAGCACUUGCAGACUAUGCGCAUAGCAAAGGAUUGAAGUUCGGGCUUUACUCGGACGCAGGAAGGAGAACUUGUAUAGGACACCGAGCUGGCUCCGAGGACCACGAAAUCCGGGACGCCAAAACAUUCGCUUCAUGGGGCGUGGACUAUCUCAAGUAUGACAAUUGCUUCCACAAAAAACAUUACUACCCGCACCUUCGUUACCCGGUGAUGAGCGAAGCUCUUAACAAAAGUGGCAGACCGAUAUUCUAUACCAUCUGUGAAUGGGGUGAAGAUCAUCCCGCACUCUGGGCAGGCAAGUAUGCAAACUCGUGGCGCACUUCUUUAGAUGUCAAGGACAGAUGGGACCGAAUCCAGAUUUUGGCCGACGACAACAAUAUGUGGGCAGCGUAUGCUGGUCCUGGAGGAUGGAACGAUCCUGAUAUGCUUCAGGUUGGCAACGGACGCAUGAGUGUGGCGGAGUAUCGGUCGCAUUUCAGCAUCUGGUCUAUCAUGAAAGCGCCACUGAUCAUCGGGUGUGAGCUCAGGAAAAUCCGAGAGGAACACCUGGAAAUCUACAAAAACAAAGAGAUCAUCGACAUCAACCAAGAUCCACUGGGGAUUCAAGCUAGAAAAGUUAGCAGGCAGGGACGUUGUAAAUGUCGUGAGGUCUGGGCAGGGCCGCUCUCCGGCAAGAGAAUAGUUCUAGCGCUCUGGAACCGAGAUUGGCGAAGAGUUGCCAUCAAAGUGAAUUGGUUUGAUCUUGGACUGGAGCCGGGAGUGUCUGUUCGCGUUCGAGAUUUGUGGAAGCAUGAAGAUUGGAGCGAGCGACAGCAGGAUGGCUUCGAAGUCGCGAUUGAUUCCCACGAUUGUGGAGUCUACAUUCUCUCGGACGUGAGACUAACCUCGGACAACGUCUACGUGAUCGCGGACCACGUUUUCUGAAGAUGGUGAUGAUACACAAGUUUUUUGAUUCCUUGAAAAGGAAAGAAACAAAGGUUAGCAGAAGAUCCGGGAUUUCUUUUGGCUUGCUUA
Molecule: messenger RNA, 1913 nt
Organism: Selaginella moellendorffii
Lineage: Eukaryota; Viridiplantae; Streptophyta; Lycopodiopsida; Selaginellales; Selaginellaceae
Product: alpha-galactosidase
Exons: 14
Coding region: 294-1823 (509 amino acids)
Biological process (GO): carbohydrate metabolic process
Molecular function (GO): hydrolase activity, hydrolyzing O-glycosyl compounds
Source: RefSeq, a predicted model, not a curated record